AUGUCGUCUCUAAGUUUUUCUUACUCUGCAAUUCCAAUAAAAUUUCCUGCCCACUCACAAUUUGUAUAUGAAGGAAGCAACAAAUGUUACAACUUGAACGACGCAAGCUACAAGCUGUAUGUUGUAGUUGCUGACAGAAGAAAGAGUCCAAAGGGUAGUGAAUGUUCUUGCCGAACAGUUCAGUCUUACGUGCAUGCGACUCCAUAA
Molecule: messenger RNA, 207 nt
Organism: Auanema sp. JU1783
Lineage: Eukaryota; Metazoa; Nematoda; Chromadorea; Rhabditida; Rhabditidae
Source: the annotation of a GenBank genome assembly